Eubalaena glacialis (North Atlantic right whale) is the source of this 3570-nucleotide messenger RNA. It is a transcript of the gene SPEM3, whose product is annotated as SPEM family member 3. Gene Ontology annotation, cellular component: cytoplasm. Gene Ontology annotation, biological process: flagellated sperm motility; sperm individualization. The record is from RefSeq and is a predicted model, not a curated record. NCBI's taxonomy places the organism in Eukaryota, Metazoa, Chordata, Mammalia, Artiodactyla, Balaenidae.
AUGGGUGAGCGAACCCACUACCGAGCCCAGCCGUGCUCUGGCACCAACCCCAGGAAAUGCCAGGACCUAGGAGACUCAAUUCUUCUGAUCCUGGGCAGCUUCAUCUUGCUCAACGUGGGGAUCAACGUGGUGACUCUGCUCUGGAGGCAUCUGAAGAGCUCCUUGCGGACACUUUUCCGUCAUAUUUUCCCCAAAGACAAGCAAGCCAGCUGUGUAGGCAGCCAUCGCAUGUGCAUGCGCUGCUCCGUGGAUCCCAAGAACCUGUGCUCAAGAGUUUCUUCCCGCUUCCGCCAUCGCCCAAGCUUCCUGCUCGGGCACCCAAACCACCUUGACUCCUGGAUACCAGACACAAAUGAUGAGAAGGCUUCUGAGUGCUGCUGGAUGCCGCCUCAGUGUGGACAGGCUGGGGCUCCCAUGGAGGCUCCACGGGGACUGUGGAAGGAGGGGGUAGUGGGAGCUGGGGAGGCCCCUCCGGUCACAGCCUUAACGUCCAAAGUCACCUUUUACUGCAGACAAGAGACAUCUUCCAAGCUCCGCAGGAUGAGCAAGGUGGACGUGCUUCCACUCCGCCUGCCCCAAGAGAGCAAGACGAAGACCCCAGACUAUGACGCAGCCCAGGCCCCAGCCCGGGCCCAGACCCACCCCCCAGUUCAGCCCCCUGCCCAUGCUCCUGCCAAGGCCCAGACUUGCUCCACGUUCCACCCCCCUGAGCACAACCCCCCCCCCCAGGCCGAGACCUGCUCCCGAGGCCACGCCCAUGAGCACACUUCCGCCCAGGCCCAGGCCUUCUCCCCAGUGGACCCCACUGGGCACACUCCUGCCAAGGCCCAGACCUUCUCCUCAACCCACCCCUCUGAGCACGCCCCACCUCAGGCCCAGACUUGCUCCACGUUCCACCCCCCUGAGCACACCACCCCCCAGGCCCAGACCCCCUCCCCAGCCCUCACCCCUGAGCACAGCCCUGCCCAGGUCCAUGGCCCUGAGCAUACCUCAGCCCAUACCCCAGCCCAGGCCCAAGCCCAGGCCCAAGCCCAGGCCCCCUCAAAUGCCUCAGCCCAGUCCCUGGGCCACACUUCUGUCUGCACCCUGACCCAUGCUGAUCUGACCUAUACCCAUGCCAACACUCUUGUCCCUCCCCCAACUUCGGCCCCAGUCCCUCCCCCAACUUCUGCCCCUGCUACUACUCCUGCCCUAGCCCCUACACCAGCCCCUGUCCCGAUCUCUGCCACAACCUCUGUCCCAGCGCUGGCCAUGGCCCUGACGACCACUCCAGUCCCUUCCACCACCCCUACCCCCAUCCUAGCUUCUAUUCCCUCUACCUCGUCUGCCUUCAGCCAAGGCCUCUCCUCCGGCCAGGUGGUCUACGAUGCCCGCAGGGUAAAGCAGAACUUAUUCCAUGUGUGUCCCCCUCAGAACUCUGGGUACUCCAGAAAGGACUUGGGUGCCGUCUCCAGGCCCCAAGAGGGGCAUGGUCUGGUGAGCUCUGGCACAGCUGAGCAAACACUGAAGCAAUGUAGUGGGGACAGUGCCAAGCCCUCCAUAGGAUCCAUACUGGGUUACCUGGAGUUGGGGAAUAUGGAAUGGAAGAGCUCAAAUGAUGCCAAAGACAAAUUUGUGCAGUCCAAGACCUUCCCUUACUGCAGCUUCCAUCCUUGCAGUUCUGAGAAGAGAAACACGGACCCCCAGACUCCAGUCUACCCCAAAUUCCUGGUGUACUCCAAGGAUGCUGCACCUUCUCAACCUUGCUUCCAUUCUCCAACCAGUGCCCAGAGCUCACCAUGCACCAUGCCUCCACCAUGCACUCUUUCCCUGCCUCUUGUUUCUCCCAGAUCCUUUGUCCUUCGUCAACACAGCAACCACCAGAAGCCUUCCACCUUAAUACAACCCCCCACCUUUCCCCCAACCUCCAAGUCUCCUCAGUCUGUCCUCUCUUCCCAGGGCCCCAUCCCUCCGCAGUUAUCCACUACUUCCCAAACCCCAAACCAGCCCCAACCCCCUGAACUUCAUGAGAGUCUAGGCCUCAACCAAGGCUCUGUCCUCCAAAGGACCCCAGGACCUUCAAAAGACUGUAGAGUUUCCAGAAACCCAGGCCUUACCCCAAAUCCAGGCCUCCACAAGAACCCAGGCCUUACCCAAGACCCAGGCCUCCACAAGAACCCAGGCCUUGCUCAAGAUCCAGGCCUCCACAAGCUUCCAGGCCUUACCCAAGACCCUUAUCUCUGCAAGAAUCCAAGCCUUUCCCAAGGCUCUGACCUUCAGAAGAAUCCAGUCAUUACCCAAGGUUCUGGCUCCCAGAAGAGCUUAGGUUCUACUCGAGACGGACGUUUCUUUAAAAGCCCAUAUCUCACCCAACCCUCUGGUCUCCACAAGAACACACCAUUUCUCCAAACUUCUGACAUUCAGAGGAGCUCAGGCUUUAUGCAUGAUUCUGGAGUCUAUAGGAAUCUAGAACGAAACCAAGAGACUGUACUCUAUAAAAGUCAAGAGCUCUCCCAAAAAACUGACCUCCAUAAUAGCCCACACCCUUCUCAAGAUUCUGGAUGUUACAAGAGUACAGGUAGUGCCCAAGAUCCAGGAGUCUCUAGGAGUCCAGACUUUACCCAAGAUUCUGGGCCACAGAAGAGUCCAUACCUUGCCCAAGACUCUGGAGUCAACAAGAGCUCAGGCCUUUGCCAGGAAUCUGGUCUCCAUAAGAGCCCAGGCCUUGUGCAAACCCCUCGCCUCCAUAAGGGCUCAAGCCUUACCCGAGACUCAGGAGACUACAAGAACCCAGGUCUUACCCAAGGUUCUGGAGUCUGCAGGAGCCAAGGCCUUACGCAAGAUUCUGACCUCCAUAAGAAUCCAGGCCUUACCCAAGCCACUGAAGUCAAAAGGAGAUGUGGCCUUACCCAAGGUGCUGGAAUUUACUGGAGCUCAGAACAUACCCACGACCCUAACUUCCACAAGUACUCAGGAAUUAAUCGAGAUCCUGGCCCCCAUAAGGGUCCAGCCCUUACUCAAGACUCUGGCUCAUCCAAGAGAUCAGGCCUCCAUAACAACUCAUGCCUUAUCCCAAAUCCUGGCCUGCACAAGAACCCUCUAGGAACUGACUCUGUCCAAGUUUUGGGCCCACAUCAGACCCGAAAGUCAUUUAUAUCUGAGGCAGUUCCUCGAAAGGAGGAUGCAGGGCAGCACAUACCAUGGACUUCUGUCCCACCCAGUCAGAACUCCUGCUCUCCCAAGGCUCAGGUGACCUACAAUGACCUGCAAACCUUCUCAGAGGUACCUGUACUGAUUGAGCUGCAAUCAUCCUCCCGGCGAGCAGGCAGCCAAGACUGGGUGUACCACCCCAUGGAUACAGUUCCUCCAGCCUGCCAGAACUAUCUCCAGAUGUCUACGCCUCCCAAAACCAGCUGGAAGCCCUACUGUCCUGGGUCAGGCACUCGGCUAGGGCAUGUGGUCUUUGACGCCCGCCAGAGACAGUUCAGAGCGGGCAGGGACAAGUGCGAAGCUCUGUCUCCCAGGCGCCUUCACCGAGAGACAUCCAACAACUCACGGAGACCAUCAAGGAGUGGGGAUAUCAGUGUGUGA